AUGCGGACGAACUUCUCCAGGGAGUACCUGGACGAACACGCGCACACACACCACAUUGACCCUCAUAAUCCUCAUCAAUAUCCGCAUGCUUACCUCCAGCAGAAGCGCAGCCACAGCCAUAGCCACCGCAGGCGCCAUGUGGCGUCGUCGCGGUCACGCAGAGUCAACUCACACUCACUCGAGUCGUCGCGCAAUAAAUACGAAAGUAACUUUGGGGGGCCUACUUGCAGCCUUGAGCGUAUAGACAGCCAGGAUGUACUGCAGCAGAGGCCGCAGACGCCCGCUACCAGAUCGGUGGAGUCACAGGAGGUCUCGCUCGACAGCUUCGGUUGCAUUCCGUAUGGACGCAUCUAUGUGUUCGAGGACCACGGUUCUGCGGAUACCGAUAGACCCAUAAUUCUGAACAACAACGCCGAUCGCGAGGGCAAACCCGAAAAGGAAAAGGACGGUGGCGACGGAAACAGCAGAGGCAAAACCCCGCUGCCACCAGAGCUGGACGUGCCAUGGCAACUCCGCGAGACCUUCAGCGACACCUCCUGCAGUUACUUUGACUUCCUAGGGACGAAGUACUUUUGGUUUCUUGUCCAGUUUUCUGCGCGAGUGACGCUGGUGGGAAUGCUCAUCCCUACACUGAUCAUCUCGAUGCGUUUACCACACGCGUCGUUCUUCUCGGUGUACACACUGUCAGGCGUUAUCACUGCCGCCGGUACCACGGUUGGGCAAUCCGCGAUGUUUCUGACACAGUUCCUUAGGGCAGGGUGCAUUUGGUUGCCGAUUGCCACGGCGUGUGAGGCAGCCGAACUACACCAACACCUUGUCGUGUGGCUAACAGUGUAUUUUGUAUUGAUAUUUCUCGUUGCCUGCCUCAUCGCUGACCUGAAGCGGCGUAUUACUCUGCUGCUUCUCAACAUUGCCCUUGUGAAGCAGCUGGUCAGCGACACCACCUUGUUGACCCCAUCAAUGCUUCUGAUGCAGUGGCUCGUUGGCGUAUUAUUCGCCCUCGCCGCAACGUUGGUGCCGUAUCCGCUACUCGCGACAAGAUCCGCGCGUGAAUUGACACAUCGCCUCUUCACCAACACCGCAACGGCGUUCCGUGGCCUGACGACGUGCUUCUGGUCGCGUUCAAACACGGAGCGUAGUAUGGGGAUGGUGCGUAUUCGUCAUCUUACACGCUCGCUCGAUGCCUUGCUUAGUGACACGAGUGCAUUGGAGGACUUCAGCUUCUAUGAGUUUCUCUUCUUUGAUAGUUUUGAGCGGCGGGAACUGCGUUUGGGAAAGGCUGAGCUUCUGCACAAAUUGCGCCUCAAUCUGCGAUCCAUGUCACGCGUGAUUGACAUCGUGCAGGACAACCCGCACAUUAUUGAUGACUCGGAACGCUGCAUUCAGUUUGGGACAAGUCUGUCGCGCCCAAUGGAAGGUAUUUCACGUGCGGUGGAGGAGUUGCUGGAGGGAAUCGCCCGGGCGAAGGGUCGUGACGAUGUGCUGGCGCUUGACGCACCCUUCGAGUCCUGUGGGCGCAUGAUUAAGAGGCUGCAGGAGGAUUUUUCUGGCGCGAGUCGUGUGCUUUUCUACGAGAAGGUGUCGUCGGACGAGAUGGAGGAGUUUGUGCCGUUUAUGACGUUCUUUGUGUUCUCAGUGGUGAACUUCUGGUCCGCGCUCGACGAGUACAACCGAAACCUACGCUCAGAGCGCCCACCAACAAUGCGCUCCUCGUUGAAGCGCGUGUGGCGGUGGAUUACGAGCCCGUUGAUUGAAGAAGCGCGUUUCCUGCGUCGACUGGUCUUUACACGCGGCGAGGAGGAGGUACGUGUUGUGAUCGAGGCAGGGAAAGUGAGCGUGGCGAUGUUGUUGGCGGUGUUGUUCUUUUACUAUGUGCAGCCACAGGCGCUGGUGCUGUCGGGGCCAACCAUCAUUGCAUUUGUUUCUGGUAUGAACCCGGUGGAAGCGGUGCAAGCGGCGAUGGCGCGGCUCAUUGGCACGCUCCUCGGCUCCGUCAUUGGAUUCUUCGCCGCAUCGCUCAGCCAAACACAGGCCGAUCUCGCGGUGAGUCUCUGUGUCAUCACGGCGUUUUCGACGUUCUUCCGUACGGGGCAGAAAUACGGGAUUAUUUUCACAAAUGCCAACUUUGUGGCGGUGACGAGCUUGUCGCUGGCGCAGCAACCGACUGCUGAAACGGUGAUUAGCCGAAUUCAGCAGAACUCCUUCGCCAUCAUGAUUUACUGCUUGAUCUGCAUCACGGUGUUCCCAGUUAGUCCAGGGGCGUUUCUAAUGCGCAAGCGCAUUGAUGUGCUGCAGUCCAUUAGCCACGCCGUCGGCACAAUGAUGAACUUCUACGCUGAGCCUCCAGAGAGCGAUGGGCAGCCGCGGCGGUCAACCCGAUUUGGGUGGAUUCGCUCCUCCGAAGACCUUGGCAGACCCCUCGACGGCCUGGGUGGAAUCAUGAACGCAACCGCUAUGCAGCCACCGACGUUCAUUACGGUGCCACAGCUGGACCCACGCCUGCGUGCCGUCUUCGAAGAGGUGGAGCACCUCAAAGGGGAGAUGCUGGUGGCAGCCCGCAUUAUGCCCUUCGCGGCGGAUGAGCGCGGCGUCGCACCAAGAGUGUACCCGCAGCGUGCCUGCGACUCGGUGCACAUCGCCCUCUACCGCAUUUUCUCCCUCCUCUACACCAUCGCGUGCGGCUGGAAGCUAAUGUGCGAGAAGGGCUACUUUACACCGGAGGUACGUCGUAUUCUUCGCUAUGUGCACCCCAUCGCCAGUGAUGUUCGCUUCAGCCUGCAGCGCUUCGUGAAUAUGCUUACCUUCUACGUUACACACCCGAGCUCAUCGCUGGCGCCGGAGCUGAUGAGGUGCCUGUUGCAGUUCCGCGUCCUUGUGGACGAGUUCUCCAGCAGGAAGCACCGCGCCAUGAUGGAGAUCAUCUCCGGCGUCGUCGCACGCCAGCGGGAGCUAGAGAGACAGCCACCUCCGGCGAGUGACGAAAUGGACAACAACAAGAGCAAUAACACUGCACCACCAGCUGCGCCCAGCUAUCCUUUCAGUGCGGCUGACGUGGGCGCCGCACUCCACCUUGGGUCAGACGACCCGACGAUGCAGGACUACGUCGCCAAGAGACUUCUCAACCAAACGCAGAUAUUCCCCCUAAGCCUCGCAGCGCCGGCGGGGAAUGUGAUGCCGGCGGCCCCCGGCGCGCAGAGGAAAAGUAGUCCCUACGGCGAUGAGAAUGACGAGGGACUUGUGGCGGCGCAGCGGCAAACAGAGGAACAGCAGCAAACAGAGGAACAACAGAAACCAGAGGAACAGCAGCAGAAGCAGCGAGAAGAGCAAAGCCAGCAGGAGGAGAAUGCGCCACAGCCGAUACGGCGCAGAACUUCCAGGGGCUCCAUGCACGCCCCAAACUUCUCCACGGCGUCGGGCACGACAUCCACCUCGCGUCAAUCUCGAAGCUUCUCCUCUAACAUGCCGUCGAAUAGCUCCGUGCACUUCUCUGAUAGUUUCACCACGCCAAUCACUGUGCAUGACGCGGAGGGGCUGCACGCGAUCACGCUCGCGCUGGACAUGAUGGGGAAGGAGCUCAAGAACGCACUUCUUGCAUUUGAAGAGAUGGUGCAGGUAAAGGACCAAUGA
Molecule: messenger RNA, 3627 nt
Organism: Trypanosoma grayi
Lineage: Eukaryota; Euglenozoa; Kinetoplastea; Trypanosomatida; Trypanosomatidae
Exons: 1
Coding region: 1-3627 (1208 amino acids)
Biological process (GO): transmembrane transport
Cellular component (GO): plasma membrane
Molecular function (GO): transmembrane transporter activity
Source: RefSeq, a predicted model, not a curated record